This is a messenger RNA of Myzus persicae (green peach aphid), 1185 nucleotides long. RefSeq lists its product as uncharacterized. The transcript has a single exon. Lineage: Eukaryota; Metazoa; Arthropoda; Insecta; Hemiptera; Aphididae. Bases 1 to 1185 code for a protein of 394 amino acids. The record is from RefSeq and is a predicted model, not a curated record.
AUGCCACCUAUAAAUUAUGAAUUUCCUUUUUGUGUGGUCACCAAGAAUAGUAAACAAACCAAAAAGUACGCUCAGAGAUCUCAUCUUGAUAAAUUCCAUUGGCUCGUUUUAUCACACAAAGACCAGGGGCUGUAUUGUAAAUAUUGUGCUCUAUUUGCUACGGGCUCAGGUGGUGGAGUUCAAACAAAUACGCCUCUUAAACGGUUGGUUAAACAACCCUUAAAAGCUUUUGAUGAUCUACUUGGAGAAAAAGGAUCACUAUUGACACACCAGCGAAAUAAAUAUCACCAAAUGUCGGUCGAAGCUGGGAAAAGUUUUCUUUUAAAUUAUCAUAAACCUGACCUUAAUGUUGCUAACCAAGUCUGUAAGCAACGAAUAGUGCAAAUAAAAGAAAAUAGAGAUCGUUUGAGACCAAUUGUCAGUACAAUUAUAUUAUGUGGCCGCCAAAAUAUUUCUCUGCGUGGGCACAGGGACGACGGAAAUACAAGCUUAAAUUAUGACGAAAAUGAGCAAAAUAGUAUUGUAGCAAAUCAAGAGGGGAAUUUUAGAGCUCUUCUAAGAUUUCGUAUCGAGUCAGGUGACUCAAUUCUGCGUCAACAUUUAGAAACAGCAAACUCCAAUGCAACGUAUAUCAGCAAAACAGUGCAAAACGAAUUGAUUGAUACGUGUAAAGAUUUUAUUCAAGAAGUUAUUUUAAAUAGAAUAAAGGAAGCAAAAUUAUUCUCAAUAAUUUUUGAUGAAACAACUGACAUCUCUCACACUGAGCAGCUGAGUCUCUCCUUUCGAUAUUUCUACAAUGGAGUAAUCAAUGAGGACUUUUUAACUUUUUGUAAUGCUUACGAAAUGAUUCAUAUUGAGGACGCAAGAACAGAGCGUCGAUUAACGGGCGUUGCAUUGUCACGUAUAGUAGAAGAUCUUUGCUUUAAAUUUGAUAUCGAUUUGGCAUGGUGUGUUGGCAUUGGUACAGAUAGCUGCUCUGUGAUGGCUUCUGAAACUAAAGGCGCAGUUCAUGAACUUUCUAAAAAAGCCACUAACGCUAAGCGUUGUCCAUGCAACAACCAUAUUUUGAACAAUUCAUUAGCAAAAUCUUCAAAAGUUACACCUUGUCGUAAUGCAUCAACAACUAUGAGGAAAGUAGUAGCUUUUGCUAAUGCUUCAGCCAAACGACACAAAGUCUUUGAAUAG